This is a messenger RNA of Funneliformis caledonium, 2634 nucleotides long. The record is from the annotation of a GenBank genome assembly. NCBI's taxonomy places the organism in Eukaryota, Fungi, Glomeromycota, Glomeromycetes, Glomerales, Glomeraceae.
AUGCCACCUUUACAACAACAGACUCAAAAGGAGAAGCGCCAAGGUCGUCGAACAAAUCCAUAUCGACGACCGCCGAGGCUGACUAUGGUCGGAUCGGCUACCAAUGCUACUUUCGAGUUAAUGGGUUCACAAUACGAAUGGGCUCAAGCUCAACAAAUUCAUUCAAAUACCGUUGAAAAUGAGUGGCAAAAUGCUACUUCGAGCGAAAAUGGGGACAACACAAAUGAUUAUGACGAUAAUGGGCAACCAUCUUUUAAGCAAGUGAACGAAACCAGCGAGUUGGCGAUAAUGGUUGUUAAUUCGGAUCAGAAUAGAAAGAAAGCGGACAGAAAACCUAAACGUGGAGCUGGCAUUAUUAUGGAACAAGAAGGAAACGAAAAUAAACGUCGCAAGAUUACUCACGAUAACGAUUAUAAUAAUACAAAUCUCAUGAUAAACGGCAACGAGACAACCGAAGUUGCACCUAUGAAUAGUAUUGAUAUGGAGACUAUUGGCAUUGAGUCCUUCAAUGCGAACAAUGUGAAUACGACGACAACUACGUUGACAACAAUGACACCUACAACGGAAUCAAAUCCGACAGUUACUAAUACUAAAGUAGCUCGUAAUAAAGCCCGAGGUUCGAAUUCUCGCUCACGCGGCAAUAAGUCAAGAACGCGAAAAGUUUCUUCAAAUACGACACGACAAAAUCCGACGUCUACUCGAAAAUCUCGUGGUAAACGUGGUCGCCCAAACGUUGCGAUAUCAGGAGCAAGUCGAAGCGACAACAUUCGUAGUAGUGAUCAAGGUGAACAACAUGAAUUGACAUCAAGUGUAUCUCAACUUUCUGUUGCUCCGGUUCCUGAUGUGGCCGAACCCGAGCCGAGAUCAACGAUAGUAUUGCGAAGAUUUCUUGAGUCACUUUGUGCAAGCGAGCAGGUGUUGAACCGCGAACGAUUGCUCCGUCUAGGGACCUACUUGCUUGAUUAUUUUGUUUCUCAGGCGUGGUGUCGUCCUUUUGUUAAUCCUGAAGACGAAUCGGCAUUCUUCUAUCGCUCGGUCAUUUCACGCUUGAUGGAUUUGACAACGGUCGAACAUAAUCUCUGGUCAGGAGAAUAUGAUGGUGCAAUUUCGAAAUUCUACGAUGAUAUAGCCCAGAUUAUGUAUAAUGCCUUCAAAUUCCAUCCUGAGGGAACCAUAAUAUUCAACGAAGCGAAUUCGAUGUUGGCUUGUUUUGUUGAAAUAACAACGAAAUUUUCUAAACCUCCACAUGACUUGAAUAAAUUCGACGAUGAACUUGCUAUGGUUGGUUCUAAACUACCUCACGAAGAAUUCAGCGACGUUUGUGGUGUGGCACCGAACCUUGAAAGCGGAAGCAAUGUUGCAAAGCUCCCUCAGGCUGCUGCUGAACGUUUAGAUCCUAUGUCGCGUCCUCUUUUUGACGUAUUUGAACGUAGAAACAUCCCACCAGUAAGAUUUCAACCUACGGAAGCGAAUUGUAAUUUCGGACGUCUAUAUAUCACGAUGGGCGCACAGAAUAUUAAAAAUUGUAGAGAUGAACGCAAUGCAAUUCUCGUAAUCGUAAAGGAUGUGGCUUAUACACGCGGAACGAAUCGAUUGCGGUGCAGUGUGAUCAUUGCGAAACCGUUUGGUGAGCUACGCGAGCUCGAUACGAUUGGGUUUCCGGAAUUACAAGAUGCUCGAUAUUGGACUCGAGUUGCUUUUCUCAGCAGAGUAAACCUUGAUAUCGCAGUGGGCUCAAAAUUUUUUGAUAAAUACUUGCGAACUCCUUUUAAAGUAUCAGAAUACGAUAAAGAAAUUAUUACACCGCAGCAGCACGAAGGGUUUUUGGCAGCUUUGAAUUUGCGACAAGGUCACUCGUCACCCGAGGGGCUUUCGAUCUGGCAGCGACUAGUUAUUGGCGAAGGCGAACAGGGUAAACGUACCAAUCGAGAGCUUCGAAUCUCUCGGAAAAUCAAUUCAAGUCGACGCAGAAGGAUUCUUCAAACGAGUUUUUCACGAGUCCCUCAUACCGGUCAAAUCCGAUCGAUUUACAAAGAUGACAUAGAAGACGAGCUUGUCGGCCUUUCCAUGGUAAGGUAUGGCUAUACGUUGAAGGAGUACGCCUUCAAUACUCGUGCUCCACUCACAGGUGAGCAAAAAUUCAAGCUCAUUCAUGAUAUGAUAAAAGGCAUCAAAGCGCUUCACGACGCUGGAUUUGCACAUCGGGAUCUCUCCGAGGUUAAUAUGAUGGUAAAUUGUACUACCGAACUUUUGUCGGAUGGUAACGCCAAACCUGAACUCGUAAUAAUCGAUUUCGGGAAAGCCGAGUUUAUCAACCGUGAUGAUGUGUUGGCUUGGUCCGUUGGCGAGGUAACAAACGAUAAGUUGGAACAUCUUCCACGGAUUAAGACGGUGCCAGAUCAUGGCUAUAAAUUGUACAGAGAAAUCGUAUCGGAUCCCGUCAAAAUUAAAUUCCAUACAGAAAAGAAUGUUAAAGGGAUGAGAUCGCGAGAGUUAUUGUUAAAGUGUAUAACCGCGUCUCCGCAGGAUCGUUGUACCGCAAAAGAAUUGCUAGAUUGGCUUCUACAAACCAAAGAUGAAUUGAUUUCCGAAUGGGCGAUCUCUGGAAGAAAGAGAAUAAGAAAGCAAUUCUAG